CAGACUCACAGUGCGCUCCGGAGAGGAGGAACACACACACACACACACACUCUCUCUCUCUCUCUCUCACACACACACACACACACACACACACACAGUCCUCUCUGCUCCUGCCAAGCGCCUCUUCACAACACGGGAGGGAACAAGCUCCGGACUGCUUAUUUUGGACGAAGAGAAGAAGGAAAAUAACCCGACUGGAAGGAUAGUAAAUCUUUUUUACGGACUUUUCGUCAGGAGUUGUUGCGGUGUUUUCUCACACAGUGCCGUCCUGGCUGCAGAAGUCAUGCGUCCUGUCCGCGUCAAUGGUGUUCAGUACUGAGCGUCGCGUUUGUGGACCCUUCAGCCGGGAUGUAGCGGAGGACAGACCCACAUAAACCCGCGUUCUAUCGCCCUCUCUCUCAGCAGGAAUACAGUGACAGUAUCGAAGCUCAAGUCCAUUUCCAACGGCUGCUGUCGGUUUAUGGAAAGUGAAACUCUUCUCUGAAAGUCUGCUGACUUUAACAUUGAUGGUGGGUUGUCUUAUGAUGACCCCCGCCUGGAGGUCAUAGCUGACCCCUCUUAUUUCCCGCUACAUCACUGCCCCUCACCCCAAUGAUGACUAUGAGCUCUAUAUCGGACACUUUAGUCCCUCCCGAUCCGUCCAAGUCGGCGUUUUUGGAGUUCGGCGGCCACGGUUACCCCGGACACCAGCAGCCCUCCCCCGGCCUGUCCCACAGCCAUUACCCGGUGCACGGUCUGCACGCCGUCGGGCCCUCGCAGCACGACGGGCCCUUCUCCUCCGGGGCGUCCUCGUACGGUCGCCCGCUGGGAUACCCGCCCUAUCACAGCCCCGUGAGCGCGCACCACCCCGGGGCCUACCUGCCCUAUCAGCACGGGGGUCACGGCGGCGCGCUUGGACACACCAGACUGGAGGAUGCGGAACACGAGAAGCCCACGGCGGUGAUAGAGAACGGGGAGGUGAGGCUGAACGGGAAGGGAAAGAAGAUCCGGAAGCCUCGGACCAUUUACUCCAGCCUGCAGCUUCAGGCGCUCAACCAGCGCUUCCAGCAGACCCAGUACCUUGCCCUGCCCGAGAGGGCCGAUCUGGCGGCCAAACUGGGCCUGACGCAGACCCAGGUGAAAAUAUGGUUCCAAAACAAACGAUCCAAAUACAAGAAGAUCAUGAAGAACGGGCCCUGUGGACCUGAGGGAGACCACCUCGCGCCCCCACCGCCGUCCUCCUCCUCUCCGUGCUCCCUGUGGGACAUCAGCAUGGCCGCCAAAGGCGCACCGGUGCACUCUGGCGGAUACAUGAACAAUUUUGCUCACUGGUACCCCGGACACCAGCAGGACUCCAUGCCGAGGACUCAGAUGAUGUGACAGACGGGAGGUCACAACACUUCCAGGACAAACUAUGGAUUUAUUACCAGCAAGCUGACUGGAGCUGUUGUUAGGGACAUGGACAUUGGAACGAGUCUGAGCUGCUCUGGAGGCAAAAAUAAUAUAACUGGCAGAGAUCAGUCACAGUGAGCAGAUAUGUGGCUUAAGGCUGAAAAGGCAAGGGGAAAGCUAAAGCAUAUCAAAUUCUUACAGAGUACAGACAACUAAGAUAAUUAAGCAUUUUAAACAAAUUAUUACUUUGAAUUUACUUUGAUUUUAGUAUUCACAAAAUAUGUCAUCAGGACUGUCACCAUAGAACUGGGAUAGACCUGUCUACACGAUAGCACCAUUGCAACCCUAGCAUUAUAAAUAAACCAGUGAGACUGCUAAUGAGAUUCCAACUAGCUGUUCCCACAAAAACAUAAUUAGCUUGUAACUAGCUGUGCGUUUACAUCUCGAUAAGGAAUCAAAAAAAUAGUUCUCUCGAUGGCAGUAUGACAAGAGUUAGCAUAGUUAGCCUAGCAGGCUAUGCAAGGCUAAGCCAUGCUAGUCUAUAGCUAUGCAAGUUAACCAGUCUGUCUAGGAAUAUCCUGACCGCUACAAAAAAGAAAUAAUGGGGUUUUAUUUUUUUAUUUGUAGACUAUUCUUUCACUGUUUUACUGUUCAUUUAGCCAGUUAGCUAAUUUGAUUUUUAUAUAUUUGACUUCACCUAUAAAGAUUUAAAGUGAGGUUGUGCUAAACGUUUACUAAACGCCAGCCUUAGCCAUAAGUCACAGGAUAAUGGUGAAUCAGAGUUAGAGUAAGGCAGUCAGCAAACAGACUCCAUAAUGUCCUUUGCACAGCAAUAUCUAUGCAAAGUUUGUUUAUGUUGGCUAACAUUAGCCACCAUGAGCUACUGGUCAUCCCUGACUACGUAAUUGGCAACCAGUGUACUGAAAGGAGCAAGGGUUUGUUUAAUCGCUUAUGAAUUCAUUUUUUUGUUUCAUUGUCUCACUUUUUAAUGUGGCCAGUCAGGUUAUUUGUGUCUCCAGAGGAGCUCCGCCUGCAUGGACAUUUUUGAUAAAGCUACAACUCAAAACUAAUGUCAGCCCUGCACCUCUGUUUCUGGACAUUUCAGGGUUUUUUUUCUUGUCUUUUCAGUGGGUUAUGGUGGGGUGGGUACACGUGUAAAAACAAGGGUUGUUCAGGGUUUCUUCAUGGUUGUUCUUUAUGGAACUGUACUGAUAAAAAGGACAAAACCAGAGUUUGCUAAUCUUAAAAAACAGAUCAAAUUAAAUAACUAAAGAAAGACCUUUGAUUCUGACCAUAGUGUGUAUUUUAUCAAUUUUGACAUGGUGUAACACUAUAAAGGCUUUGUGUAGCAUAUAGACCUUUAAAGAGCCUUUAUGAAACAGAGGCACUGAUAAGGUAUAUGAACAAGCAGCCAUUUUAUGGUACGUAUAAUCCCCUUUUUUAAGAGUAUAAGGAAAAUAGUCACAGAAUGGACUACUUUAUUGUCAAAUUUUAUAUAUAUUUUUCAUAAUAAUAAAAGCUCUCAAAUUUAAGCUUCAGUUUAAAGAUGAAGCCAAAAUGAAAAUGCCAGAAAUGUAUUGGAAAGUCACAUGUAUAAAACAAAUUACACCAGGUCAUUCAAGACUAAUGUGCUGAUUUUGUCGCGCUCAUAAUUGAUUCUACUGACCAAAUUUAAAUAAUUAGGCCUACCACUCCAGCUAGUCAUUGUUCAGUUUUGUCGGAUUUUAGUCGGUUCGGAGUCUUUGGCGGCAAUGAGCUGCCAGAUGCAGAGACUUUGCCAUGCUACAUAACAGGGUUUCAUUAACUGCGGUUCUACACUGCUGAUUGUGAACAACAUUUCACUUUUAUUUUCUUUUUAUUCUCUGGUGGAUUUUAGUGAUGGUUGCUGUCAGUUUCACUUUGUUUUUCUGCUCCCCUCUUGAGAACUUCUGAAGUGGGAAACUCCUUAUGACCUGCAGUUUAUAGUCAUAUAUAUAAGCUGUGUUCCAUUGACUGGAAUUUAUUCAACAACCUCUUCAAAUAUUGAAUUUAUAUUUUGCCGAUAAUAUAUUGGCUUUGGGUCAGGUUGCGCUAUGUCAUUUGAAAUAAAUCAAACCCAGUGAUCAUUGCCACCCUA
Dicentrarchus labrax (European seabass) is the source of this 3487-nucleotide messenger RNA. Its product is annotated as homeobox protein Dlx4a. Gene Ontology annotation, biological process: cell differentiation; negative regulation of transcription by RNA polymerase II; embryo development. The coding region runs from base 592 to 1359 and encodes 255 amino acids. The transcript is spliced from 3 exons. Lineage: Eukaryota; Metazoa; Chordata; Actinopteri; Moronidae. The record is from RefSeq and is a predicted model, not a curated record. Gene Ontology annotation, molecular function: RNA polymerase II cis-regulatory region sequence-specific DNA binding; DNA-binding transcription factor activity, RNA polymerase II-specific.